CGUGCGACCGGCCCGCGCGCUCGUCGUUAUUCCGCGGCGCCAUCUUCCUCUCUCCUCCGCCCUACGCGUCGCCCCGCCUCGCCUGGCCUUCCCCGCGCAUCCUGCACGGAGCCCUAGGAGGCUAGGAGAGGAAGAAGAACACGCGCGCGGGGGGAUAGUGGAUAGCCGAAGCAACUCGAUCGAUCUGUGGCCGCGAUCGUAGCUCUCUUCUUGGUCCGAUCUCGUCUCUCCCGGCAUGGAUUUCAGGAAGGUGCUCGACCAGACCGUCCGGGAGAUGUAAGAAUCAGAAUUUUUAUUUCUCCUUCUCCGCCCCUUUUCUCCUCCUGGUGUACUCCUAUCUUGUAAAGAUAUUUUUCUUCUUGUACUUUCAGAAGGAGGGAGGUAAAUCUUAAGGUGCUCAAGGUGCCGGAAAUCGAGCAGAAGGUUCUUGAUGCCACCAGCGACGAGCCGUGGGGGCCGCAUGGUUCCGAUUUGGCAGAUAUCGCCAGGGCCACCAAGAGCUACGGUGAUAGCGAAAUUAUAAUGAAUGUGUUAUGGCAACGCCUGGGGAACACACUUGCGAAUUGGCGUCACGUGUAUAAGGCGUUGGCUGUGAUCGAGUACCUUCUAGCUAAUGGCACCGAACGUGCAGCUGAUGGCAUUGUUGACAAUAGCUCACGAAUUGCAAUUUGAGUAUUUGGAGCCUAAUGGAAAAGAUGUUGGGCUCAAUGUGCGUAAGAAGGCUGAAGCUGUUCUAGCAAUUUUGGAUGACAGGGAGAAGCUUCAAGAGGUCAGAGAGAAGGCUGCCGUUACUAGAGACAAGUAUUUUGGCUUAUCAUCAACUGGAAUAACGCACAAAUCGAGCGCAGCAUCAUUUGGCAGUGGCAGCUACUCAUCUGGUAGCCACUAUGGGAGCACAGGAGGUUCAAGGGAGGUGGGAUCAUUCAAGGAUAUACACACAGGCACAGAAUGGAAAAAGAACAAGAAGGAAACAGUGUCAAACUACAGCAGCAAUAGAGAAGGGUCUAAAGAAAUUACUAACAGUGCAACCAGUUAUAAGUCAAAAAAGAGUGAAAGGCAUGGUAGAAGAAAUCAAAAUUCCUUAACAUUACACUCGAAGUUAUCUGCAAAUAUUAGCACCACAUCUGAAGCCCCAAGCUCAAAGAAAGGGGAAAAUGAGGAUGAUGAUGAUUUCAACCCACGAGGAUUUUCUACAUCUACUGGAACAGGUACCACAAGAUCUAAUCACCUGGAUCUCUUUGGUCCAAGCUUGAUGGAUGAUCUUGUUGAUUCUACUACAUCCACUUCAACAGCAACGCCAAAUGUUAGCACACCUGCUGUGCCAGAGGUUGAUUUAUUUGCAGAUGCAGCUUUCCAAUCAGCCAAUGCUCCAUUGGAGGCAGCAACGGUUUCUCACACUCAGGACAAAAUUGAUUUGUUUGCUGGCAGACUGUCUUCUGCUGAUUCAUUUACUUCAGACACAGAGUUCUCAGUACGCGGUAGUCCUAACAAGUCAUCGGAGAAAAAAAUGUCUUCCGUUGUGCAUCCUUCUACUUCUGCUUUUGAUCCCUUCAAACAAUCUUUUGCCACCUCAUUUCCUUCAGAUUCAGAGUUCUCAGUUCAUGAUCCGACAAGCAAAUCUUCUCAAGGAAAAACUCCCACACCAGAACAUUCAAGUACAGCAGCUUUUGAUCCUUUUGCUGCAAUUCCACUGAAGAGUUUUGAUGGAUCCGAAUCUUUUGGAACAUUUUCUUCGAACACAGCCUCAAACAUUACUGAACUGCCACGGGAUUCUUCUGGGGGUCCCAAAAGUUCUGACCAUGGUCCUUUGGAGGAUGCCAAUUUUGAUGCCUUCACUUCACACUUGGGAUCUUCCACAACAAGUGCAACUGAGUCCAUGAAUAAGCCCAUCAAAAAGCUUGGGCAGGACUCGAUGUCAGCAUCAAAAUCAGUUGCAAAGAAAGAAACUUUUCAGGUCAAAUCUGGCAUAUGGGCUGACUCUUUGAGCCGAGGAUUGAUUGAUUUGAAUAUAACUUCGUCACAAAAGAAGGUCGAUCUCUCCGAUGUUGGGAUUGUCGGACCGCUGAGCGGCGGAUCUGAGGAUAAAGGCCCGGGGGCGACGAUGGGCACAGCACCAGGCCUUGUCAGUUCUAGUUUUCCAUCUAAAACAGAAACAUCCAGUGGAAGCGGUCAUUUUCAGCACCAACAGUUUGGAAGCUUUAAGUGAUUUUUAUCCAGGAUAUGUCUUUUGUUCUAUGGUUCUUGCAGAGUACUUCUUGGAGCAUUCGUACAGCUCCAUGCCUAUAAGAGUAAACGUGUAUAUAGCUACCAAACUCUGUGCGAUGAUCAGGAGACGUGUUGCCAACUAACCAGCAUCUUCUCUGCCCUUGAGGCAUUAAUAUUUUUUUACUUAUGGCGAAAUGGAUAUGUUUUGUGUACAUGAGUAAAGAACCAAUGCCAUGGUAGCAAUUGUAAAAAGGGUUCAUCAAUUAUGUGUGAUACACGCUCAUAUGAAUUUUGAAAAAUGAAUAACGCAAAGCAUUCUGGAUGCUGGCAGU
Oryza sativa Japonica Group (Japanese rice) is the source of this 2537-nucleotide messenger RNA. Lineage: Eukaryota; Viridiplantae; Streptophyta; Magnoliopsida; Poales; Poaceae. The record is from RefSeq and is a predicted model, not a curated record.